CUGCGGCGGCUCUGAGCAUGUAAACACGGAAGUGCGGUCUCGAAAACAAAGCGGCUGUCACCCGCAAAGGCAGCUGCGGUGUUCCUGUGUCCGCCAUGUCCCAGCAGCGCGGAGUCAAUGGCCUCCGGUUCAACCAAGACCAGAGCUGCUUCUGCUGUGCCAUGGAGACAGGAGUGCGGAUCUUUAACAUUGAGCCUCUGAUGGAGAAAGGACACCUGGACGCAGAGCAGGUGGGCAGCGUCGGGCAGGUGGAAAUGCUGCACCGAUGUAACCUGCUGGCACUGGUGGGCGGCGGGAGUAACCCCAAAUUCUCCGAUAUCUCAGUGCUGAUCUGGGACGACUCGCGGGACGGCAAAGACAAGCUGGUGCUGGAGUUCACGUUCACCAAACCCGUGCUCGGGGUACGACUGCGGACGGACAAGAUUGUCAUCGUAUUGAAAAACCGGAUUUAUGUCUACUCCUUCCCAGAUAACCCGACUAAACUCUUCGAGUUUGAUACAAGAGACAACCCUAAAGGUCUGUGCGAUCUCUGCCCCAGUUUGGAGAAGCAGUUGUUAAUCUUUCCAGGCCACAAAUGUGGCAGCUUACAGCUAGUGGAUCUGUGUAAUGCCAAGCCCGGGAGCUCAUCUGCCCCAUUCACGAUAAACGCCCAUCAAAGUGAAUUAGGCUGUGUGGCGGUCAAUCAGCAGGGUACCCUGGUGGCCUCCGCCUCGCGUAAAGGCACCUUGAUACGGCUCUUUGACACCCAGACCAGGGAGCAGCUAGUCGAACUGAGACGCGGUACAGACCCAGCCACUCUCUACUGCAUCAAUUUCAGCCAUGACAGCUCCUUUCUGUGUAGUUCCAGUGACAAAGGAACAGUGCACAUCUUUGCUCUGAAGGACACGAAGCUGAACCGUCGUUCUGCGUUGGCACGAGUGGGUAAAGUUGGUCCCAUGAUCGGUCAGUACGUGGAUUCGCAGUGGAGUCUGGCCAGUUUCACCGUGCCUGCAGAGUCCGCCUGCAUUUGUGCUUUUGGCAAAAACACUUCUAAGAAUGUCAAUUCAGUCAUAGCCGUCUGUGUGGAUGGAACGUUUCACAAAUACGUUUUCACGCCAGAAGGGAACUGUAACCGCGAGGCCUUCGAUGUAUAUUUGGACAUAUGUGAUGAUGACAUUUUUUAAGCUGCUUGUGAAUUGACUGUCGCCCUAUGGUGAAGAAAGCGGGUCCACCCCUGAUACAGAGAGCGGAUGUCCCGGUUCUAUGGUCUAUGGGAGACAACUGCUCUCUUUCUACAGUAUUAUUAUUGUACAUAGAUAGUGACUGUAUAAAUCCCAGUAACAGAGAUAUUAACCUGAUAGCGACCAAGCACCGUACAUGUACAGAGCUUGGUGCCGGGUAGUGUUGAGCGAACUUGUGUUUUCAAGUUCGGCGUAUGGUCCGUGGUAGCGGAAUCCAUAACUGAAUUCUUAGAUAACCCGAACCUUGUACACCAAACUUAAACACAAGUUCGCUCAUCCCUAGUGCCGGGAUUUAAUCCAGAGCGCCGUACGUGUAUGGCGUGGGAUUAGGUUCCUGUCAGUGACGGCUGGGAAGACUGAGAACUGGAGCAGUUUGUUACCACUUCUGCCUUCUCCUUUCCAGAACGCUUUGCAAUGAAUAGAGAAAACAGUUAUGCUCUAUUGGACCUGGUGAUCAUGUGACAGCCGGGGGUCUCAGGCAGAGCUGCCAUGAGGAGCUCUGCCUGUGUACAGUGCGCCUGCAGGGAGUUGUUUCCCCCCUGUAACCAGAGCUCCUUUGGAAACGUGCAAAAAAAAUGUAAGUGUGCCCCAGAGGCCUUUUAAAGGGCGGAUUUGUCCCUAUGACACUGGCUGACCUGUUACAUGUGCG
Molecule: messenger RNA, 1869 nt
Organism: Bufo bufo (common toad)
Lineage: Eukaryota; Metazoa; Chordata; Amphibia; Anura; Bufonidae
Gene: WDR45
Product: WD repeat domain 45
Exons: 11
Coding region: 96-1163 (355 amino acids)
Biological process (GO): protein localization to phagophore assembly site; autophagy of mitochondrion; protein lipidation
Cellular component (GO): phagophore assembly site membrane; extrinsic component of membrane; cytosol
Molecular function (GO): phosphatidylinositol-3-phosphate binding; phosphatidylinositol-3,5-bisphosphate binding; protein binding
Source: RefSeq, a predicted model, not a curated record